Bacillus rossius redtenbacheri is the source of this 2919-nucleotide messenger RNA. RefSeq names its product nucleolar protein 14 homolog. The transcript has 15 exons. Gene Ontology annotation, biological process: maturation of SSU-rRNA. The coding region runs from base 128 to 2842 and encodes 904 amino acids. Gene Ontology annotation, cellular component: nucleolus; small-subunit processome; Noc4p-Nop14p complex. The record is from RefSeq and is a predicted model, not a curated record. Lineage: Eukaryota; Metazoa; Arthropoda; Insecta; Phasmatodea; Bacillidae.
UUUGUCAACAUUUCAACUAUAAAAUUCUGUAAACUAAAGCAUGUGUUUUGCCUUUGUAACUAUAACCUAAUUUCAACGAAAAGUAAACGAGUGUAAUUUGUUUACAGUUGCUAGAAGUGAAUUUACAAUGACGAAAAAGAAAGUUUCAGAUGCCCUCAAUCGGAAACGUGUACCAAAGAAAAAAGUCCUGAAUCCAUUUGAGAUACAUGUUAACAAACAGAAGUUUAAUGUUAUCGGUAGGAAAGUUAAAAAUGAAAAAGGGGUGCCGGGUGUAUCUCGUGCAAGGGCAAUUAAAAAGCGCAAGGCGACUCUACUUCAGGAGUACCGCGUGAAAGGAAAAUCGAACAAGUUCCUGGACAUGAGGAUCGGGGAAAGAAACAGCGCCAUGACAGCGGAAGAUAAGAUCGUCGCAAGGUUCACCGCGGAGAGGAUGAGGUCUCAUAAAAAGAACUCCAUUUUCAACCUGGCAGAUGAAGAAGUUUUAACCCAUCAUGGGCAAACGCUGAAUGAAAUUGAAAAUUUUGAUGAUCCGAGAAGCGAUGAAGAAGAUAUGGAGGACAGCGGGAAACUGGAUGCCGGGUUCGUGGGGGACGCCCACUUCGGCGGCGGGGUGCUGACCAAGACGUCGGGCGACGGCGCGGCCAGCCGCAAGGGCCUGAUCGACCAGCUGAUCGCCGAGUCGAAGCGGCGCAAGGCGGAGCAGCAGCGGGCGCGCGAGCAGACGCUCGGCCUGACGGAGAAGCUGGACGGCGAGUGGAAGGACCUCCUGCCGCUGGUGUCGGCGUCCCGCAAGCGGCCCGGGGACGCCCCGCCGGCCCCCGACAGCCUCAAGCCGGACGCGUACGACAUCGUCGUGCGGGAGCUCAAGCUGGAGGCCCGGGGGAAGCCGUCGGACAAGCUCAAGACGGAGGACGAGCUGGCGAGGGAGGAGCGCGAGAGGCUGGAGCGGCUGGAGGCGGAGCGACGGCGGAGGAUGCAGGGCGUCUCGGAGGAGCCCCCGACCGCGGCCGCCCCCGGCGGGAAGCACCGCAGCGCAGACGACCUGGACGACGGGUUCGAGCUGCAGCCAGAAGUGGAGCCGACGCUCGUCUACGACGACGAGGGCAAACUGGUCGGCCCGGCGAGACACUUAGCGAUGGAUGACGGCCCGCAGCGUUCCGCGGAGGUCGAAGUCGCCGCUGGCACAGAAGAAACUGCGGAGAGCCAACAGGAGGACGAGGAUGGUGACGAGAGCGGAACCGAGGACGAAGCAGCGGAUGAGACGGAGAGUGAAGAGGACUCUGACAACAUGUCCGACCUGAAAGGUUAUGAUUCCGACAGCGAAGAGGAAGAAGAAGAAGAAGAAGAAGAUGCUGGCGACAAGGACGGAGGUCCCAAGGACGCCGGAGCUCCGCCGACGACCGCCGUGUCUCGAGAGGAAGAGCCCGCCGGUGCGAAGGGGAUUCUGCCCGCGGAGGAGCGGCCUCGGCCGACCGCCGCCUCCCGGGAGACGAAGGACGCCGACAGCCUCAAGGCGGACCUGCUUGCGAGGAAGCAGUUGAUGGACCAAGCCCGCCAGGAGCUCCCGUACACUUUCGAAGUUCCGGACAGCUACGAGGGCCUCCAAGGGCUGCUGGCGGGGCGGGGCCCGGAGCAUCAGGCGGUCAUCGUGGAGCGCAUGGUGAAGUGCUCGCACCCCAGCCUCGCCGAGGGCAACAAGGAGAAACUAGGGACGCUCUUCGCGUACCUGCUCCAGCACCUGGACGACGUCGCCACUUCCCAGGACGGGGGGCCCUGCUGCUUCGCGGUGCUGGACCGUCUCGCCCCCCACCUCUACGACGUGGCGCAGUGCGACCCGCGCGGCGCGCUGCAGUGCGUGCUGGAGGUGCUGAAGGAGAAGCAGCACGACUUCAGGAGGCGGCCGCGGGCGUUCCCGGGCGUCGACACGCUGGUGUUCCUGAAAGUGGUGUCCCUGCUGUUCCCCACGUCGGACUUCCGGCACCAGGCGGUGACGCCGGCGCUGGUCUUCAUGGAGCAGAUGCUGCGUGCGUGCCGCGUCCGUGCGGAGCGGGACGUGGCGGCCGGCCUCUUCGUCUGCACGCUCAUGCUCGAGUUCACAGACCUGUCCCGGAGGUUCUCCCCGAUGUCCGUCGUCUUCCUCCGCCGCCUCCUGGAGAUGGCCAUCCCAGACGAGGGUGACGACGCCACGACGAAGAAGAAGAAGAAGAAGCACACGAGCCCCGGCCUGCUCGUCCUGUCCCGAGACAUGAGCUCGGAGGAGUCCCUGGGUGAGGAGCGGAUGCGGACGGCGGACCUGCGUGGCGUCGCGCCGGGAGACGACCGCUUCAAGGUGCGCGCGCUGCACACGGCCGCGAGGCUGCUCCUCGCGCUCUGCCCCCAGCUGGAGGGGCUUCCCGCGGCGGGCGAGGCCCUGGGGCCGUGCGCGGCGCCCCUGGCGAGGCUGCCCCUGGGGCGGUACCCGCCCGCCGCGGCCGCGACCGCCCGGGAGCUGGCCGGCGCGCUGGCGGGGCUGGCGGCCGCCCGGCGCCGCCUGCUCACCCUCGAGAGGACCAGGCCCCGGGCGCUGCGCCUGUACGAGCCCAGCGUCCGGCCAGUGUUCGACGUGAAGCGGCACCGCCCAAUGGGGGCGGCGCGGCAGGAGCGGGAGAAGCUGGUGCACAAGUUCAAGCGCGAGAUGAAGGGCGCGGUGCGCGAGAUACGCCGCGACAGGACCUUCCUCGCCAAGCUGAAGCUCAAGGAGACGGCCAGGAGCGAUGAAGAACGCCUGCGGAAAGUCAGGGAGAUUUUUGGCUCUGCUGCGGCCCAGCAGUCGGAACUGAAGAAACUGAAGAGAAAGAAAUGAACACGGUGACCCCCAGAAAUGCUUUAGUGUUUGUAUUGGUGUGUUGUUUUGUAAAUAGUUGUUUUUACUCAAAAUAA